AAACUGCGCUGAAUUUUUUUUCUUUUUAUAUUACUUUAAUGUGAAUUAUAUUUAUAGACAGUUUUUUGGCUAUACGAGCGAUAGCAGCAAAAUUACAAGUAAAUAUUCCCGUUCAUUACCUUUGACCUUUCGCGACCACGUGAUCUACAAAACAGUGAUGACCUCUCUUGCCUGCUAGCUAGCGGCAGCUAACCGGGGAAACCUAUGCUAACAUUUUCAAGUCGCUGACAACAUUUCACACCAUGGAUCAGUCGAAACAAGAGGAGGACUAUGGAUACGAUUUAUUCCCGAAGAGAAACAAGGGGAAAUACACGAGUCCCCUCGCGCAGAGCCUGUUCACUUUCAAUCACAAGUGUCAGGUCAUGUUGCAGUUCGCAAUGGAAACUAGUCCGUAUGCCAAACUCCUCCUCAGUGCCAUGAAAAGCUCAGGAUGCAAAGUGUUUAAAGACCGUCAUUUCUCCUGUGAAGAUUGUGACGGGUCGGUCAGCGGUGGCUUCGACGCAGCUUCUUCUCAAAUCGUUUUAUGUCAGAACAACAUCCACCAGCAGUCUCAUAUGAACCGAGUGGUCACACAUGAGCUCAUCCACGCCUUCGAUCACUGUCGGGCCCACGUGGACUGGUUCAACAACUUAAGACAUCUGGCUUGUUCUGAGAUCCGGGCAGCUAACCUCAGUGAAGACUGCUCCUUUAGCAAUGAAGUCUCCAGAUUCAACUUCGGCCUGAAGGAGCAUCAUCAGGAGUGCGUCAGAGGCCGUGCCCUUCGCUCCAUCCUAGCUGUGAGGAAAAUUAGCCGAGAGGAGGCGGAGAAGAUAGUGGACGAGGUCUUCGACUCGUGUUUCAACGACCACGCGCCGUUCGGGCGGAUCCCGCACAGCAAGAAGGAUGCUGGCUUUGCCUACAGAGAUUAUCAGAACAGAGAUCGAUAUUACGCCAACCUUUAGUGUCGUCACAUACUCAUCUAACUCACAAGGGUGCUGCAACCGGCGGAGACGCUGACAAGAGCUCGGCGGUCAGCGUAAAAGCCUCAACACAACAACAGUGUGUCAGAAACAAUCAAAUCCCUUCACAAGGGAUUUUCAGAGAAUGAUUCGUCCCUGAAACAGGGAAGCAAAUGGAAGGAGCUGUAGUACAUUUCAUGUUCUACCUUAAUUUUUUUAUACUAAUUCUGUAUAAAGGGAUUGACGGAAGUGAGUUUGCUGUGGACGUUAAUUAUUAGAAGAGGCCUCAGUGAUUUAUAUGUAACGUUUUUAUUUGAUCAAUGGGUGCUUUUAAGGAAAUACAGGAUUUUUGCUGUGACAGUCCUUUGAGGAUGUUUUUCUGUUUGCUCUUCAUUUGUUGCCACAUUGACCUCCACUCAUUUCUUGUAAAUAGAGCUGAAUGUGCUUAAAUUAAACCGAAUCGACUUGUGUUUGAAUUAAA
Molecule: messenger RNA, 1419 nt
Organism: Epinephelus lanceolatus (giant grouper)
Lineage: Eukaryota; Metazoa; Chordata; Actinopteri; Perciformes; Serranidae
Gene: atp23
Product: ATP23 metallopeptidase and ATP synthase assembly factor homolog
Biological process (GO): mitochondrial proton-transporting ATP synthase complex assembly; mitochondrial protein processing
Molecular function (GO): metalloendopeptidase activity
Source: RefSeq, a predicted model, not a curated record